CAAUUCAACCGAUAUCUUACAGUGAUCAAUCGGAGCCUCUGCGCCGAAUCGGACCGAUGGGCUGCGGGGGGUUGGCCAGAGCCGGAGUCGUGGAAGUCGAUGGAGGGUCUCGUCCGGUGCUCGGCCAACCACGCCCCGCUGUCUCCGAUCAGCUUCCUGGAGAGGUCGGCUAAGGUCCACAGGGACAGGACAUCUCUGGUCUAUGGUCGGUGGAGUGAGUACAGGGGUGAGACUCAUGCGCGGUGCGUGCGCUUGGCUUCCGCCCUGGCCCAGCUCGGGAUUUCCCGUGGGGAUGUGGUGGCCACUUUAGCCCCGAACGUGCCUGCCAUGUACGAGCUGCAUUUCGCGGUGCCGAUGGCUGGCGCUGUUCUCUGCACGCUAAAUGCCCGCCAUGACCCUGCAAUGGUCUCGGUCCUAUUGAGACUCAGGGCGAAGCUCAUCUUUGUGGACUAUGAGUUGUAUGAGAUUGCCCGAAGGGCCCUUGACCUCAUUGGAAAAACCGGAACGGAAUUACCGGUCCUAGUUGUUAUUUCCCAAUUGGAUGGCUCUGAUUCACCCUCUUCUCAUUCCGCUCACGAGUCGUACGAGGGGCUUGUUGCAGGUGGGCGCGAUGACUUCGACGUGUUGAGACCCAAUAGAGAGUGGGAUCCGAUAAGUAUAAAUUACACCUCUGGUACAACCUCAAGGCCUAAGGGUGUGGUGUAUUGCCACAGAGGCGCUUAUCUCAAUUCCAUCUCGACGUUCCUCCUCCAUGGCAUGGGGCCGCCACCCGUCAAUUACCUGUGGACCGUCCCGAUGUUCCAUUGCAAUGGAUGGUGCCUCACUUGGGGCAUGGCGGCCCUAGGAGGCACCAACAUUAGCCUCCGGAAGGUCACUCCAAGGGCAAUUUUCGACAAUAAUCGACAUGGGGUGACCCAUAUGGGCGGGGCCCCAACCGUCCUGAACAUGAUUGUGAAUUCUCCAGCGUCUGAUCGUCAGCCACUUCCCCAUCCGGUGGUGGUCAUGACCGGUGGCUCCACCCCGCCUCAGAUUCUCUCAGGGAUGGCUGAGUUGGGAUUCCAGGUUUCUCACCUAUACGGCCUCACGGAGACUUACGGACCGGGGACAUAUUGUGACUGGAAGCCCGAGGACUCACUGCCGAAUGAAGAGAAAUUUAGGAUGAAGGCCCGACAAGGAGUUCAACAUCUUGGGGACGAGGUUGAUGUUCAGGACGCAAUCACGAUGAGUAGCAUCCCGGCUGAUGGGCAGACUAUCGGAGAAGUAAUGUUUAGGGGAAACACGGUAAUGUGUGGAUACUUGAAAGAUCAUGAAGAGACCAGGAAGGCCUUCGAGGGAGGCUGGUUCCAUAGUGGCGAUCUUGCAGUGAAGCACCCUGAUGGGUAUCUCGAAGUUAAGGACAGAUUAAAGGACGUCAUUAUCUCAGGAGGAGAGAACAUAAGCUCGGUUGAG
Molecule: messenger RNA, 1449 nt
Organism: Punica granatum (pomegranate)
Lineage: Eukaryota; Viridiplantae; Streptophyta; Magnoliopsida; Myrtales; Lythraceae
Source: RefSeq, a predicted model, not a curated record